This is a messenger RNA of Ceratosolen solmsi marchali, 947 nucleotides long. It is a transcript of the gene qvr, whose product is annotated as glycosylphosphatidylinositol-anchored protein quiver. The record is from RefSeq and is a predicted model, not a curated record. The coding region runs from base 227 to 688 and encodes 153 amino acids. Gene Ontology annotation, biological process: positive regulation of voltage-gated potassium channel activity; sleep; regulation of synaptic transmission, cholinergic. Lineage: Eukaryota; Metazoa; Arthropoda; Insecta; Hymenoptera; Agaonidae. The transcript is spliced from 5 exons.
GCUUUAGCAGCCAGAGAUCAUCGGGACUGUCGGCGGCCAGGUGGACUCGCUGUCGGGAGGUUACCUCGUAGUAGGCCACGACGAGGUCUGGAGGCUCGCUCGGCUCCCGCCGAAUGGCCGCUUCCGCGAUUAUCAUCGGAAAUGUUACAAAGUAUCGUCGCACAUUUAUCAGUAUGAUCGUCAUGCAAAGGUGAGAUUCCACUCGAGCGGUAAACAUUUGAUAAUAAUGGCAUCGCAUUAUGCAAUUGUGGUGAUAAUGGCGUUCGCUACAAUAAUCAAUUCCUGCUAUGCCGAGUGUCAAACGAGGUCUGUUUAUUGCUAUGAGUGCGAUUCCUGGACAGAUUUACGAUGUAAAGAUCCAUUUAAUUAUACGGCGCUGCCGAGGGAUCAACCACCACUGAUGACUUGCAACGGAUGUUGCGUAAAAAUGGUGCGAAAUGCGAAAUCACCCUAUGAGAGCGUCCGGAGAACGUGCACGUCGCAACUGCAGAUAAACUUAUUCAUGGUGGACCACGUGUGCAUGAUGGAAAGUACCGGCACUGGUCACAUGUGCUUCUGUGAGGAAGAUAUGUGCAAUCGUGUCUCCUCAUUCCUAUUUACGAACUCCGUUAUCUCUUACCUCAUAGCAACGAUCCUCACUCUCCAUUCCGUCCUUAGAUUUCCCAACUUGCUUUGUAGCUCGCUGUGAUGAAUAUCAUUUUGUCACUAAAUACUCUUUUAUUAUCAAAUCUAAUUCCUAAGUAGAUAAUUCUUUCAUUAUUAAAAUAUUCCAGCAUAUAUUUCGAUUUGCUCAAAUGCGAGAAUAAUCGAGUCGGCAAUGUCCCUGGGGAGGGGGAAAUUUGCUCAAAAAUUUUUAAAAUUCAAUGAGACUUUAUGAUUGUGAUAUGUACGUUGUAAUAGAAAAGUCUUCCUUUUAAAUUAAUCGAUAAUUUGCAAAAGGAUAUUAG